AUGCGUCCAAUUGAAGCUGCGAUCUACGCAACUCUACAGGUCUAUCUCCGACGCAACAUCGACCUCUACGUCGUCAGUCGGGAUGCCCUAUUAGCUAACGCCCGCUUGGUCAGUCUCGCCGACGAUAUUGAGCAGGCCGCAUACGGCCUGGUGACGGACCCUAUCCUCCGCGCUGCAUGCGAGUCCCAGGGCGCAGAUCUGACCCUGCCAGCCUCGAUCAGUGAUCCCCGGGCUGCCCCAGUGGAGUCUUCGCAAGAGCCCGCCCCAAGCGCCUCUACUUCCGACGCAAGGUCGGCCGCCGACGCGGAACCUCGGACCGUCGGCAAUUCGGGUAUAUCCACGGGCGCUCGCUCAGAUUCCACCGCGGACGCGCCCUCUCGUGCAGCUGUAGUUCCGCCUCAGUCGUCUCCUUCCCCGGUUGUUCCGCCCGCGCCUCUGCCUGCGACCGAUGGGACUGCAAUAUCGUCGGGGGCGGCUGCCUCUACCGCCGCGACUGGUGGCCGGCCGGCUGCCAUGUCGUUAAGAUCAUUUGUUCGGUCUGAACUUCCGCCGGCGCCGUCGGCACCUCAGAACCCGACGCCUCAGGAAAACCGGUUUUCUUCUAACUUUUCCCGCUUCGCGCCGCCUGAGGACCCUGUGCCCACCUCAGCGCCACCCACAUACGCAGAGGCCCUUCUUGCGCCACCUCGGGAUCCGCGGUUGGGUAGCGGAUCUUCGCGCCGUCGGCCCGCGCGCGCCUCAGCUGCGCUUCCAGCGCCGCGGCGGGCAGGAGGCCGGUCAGUUCCCGGCGGCAUUGCCGCACUUGGACCGUCGUCAACCUCCGACUCUUCGGCAGGUCCUAGUUCCGCAGCUGAGCGCCCAUCGCGCCGUCGGGUUCCUCAACAACUUUCCGCGGAGCGCGAGGUUAUAGAGCUGGACGAUGAUAGCGACGUCGUGGAAGUGGAUGGUCCGCCUGCUCCUGCCAGGAAGAGGCGUAGACUUGGACGCGGAGAUUGA
Messenger RNA from Peniophora sp. CBMAI 1063, 996 nucleotides. The record is from the annotation of a GenBank genome assembly. NCBI's taxonomy places the organism in Eukaryota, Fungi, Basidiomycota, Agaricomycetes, Russulales, Peniophoraceae.